AUGUCGCCCAUGAUGUCGACGCUGUAUUCUCUCAAUGAACAUACACUCUCCAACGCCACCCACCGUUCAUCCCUCCCCAACCACCCAAUGCCCGCCCGCCAUCCCUGUCAACCCCUUCAUCCCAAACCCCCAUCCCGCCGCGCCCAACGCUCCUCCUCCCUCUCCCUCUCCCGUCCUACACACAGACCUAUAAAAACUCUGACGAGAACUGUGAAGCUGUGUCAUCCGAAACGGUUCGUGAGGGGUGUGGGGCGGCGGUGGAGGGGCUAUUGGGAUUGUGAUGGGGUUUAUGUUGGGUUGGAUGAUUGGGACUUGCACGAGGACUGGGAUGGGUAUUUGGAUGAGGAAGGUAGAGGCGGAGGAGGUGGUGGAAAAGUGAAGGAUGGGAUGCGGAUGGUGAGGUCCAUAUCGAAGAUGGGGUCGCGUGCGAUGCGAGCGUGGUCUGCCAGUGGCGCAAGCGAGGAAAAGUCGACGUCGUUCACCGUUAGGAGACCGCGAUCCACCAUGGCCAACCGCACAUCCUCUUCCUCUUCCGCUUCGACCUCAUCUUGCGCAAACACGCCCGAGUCGUCUCCUGCAUCGUCACGCACGUCCUCUGCUACCUCUCUUUCUUCGUUUAAAUUCAAGGGCAAACCGACAGCCUUGUUCUACAAAGUCACAGCGAGAUUGAGUUUGAGCCGGAGUUUAUCGAACGAUUUUGGGGUCAAGGGCGAGGAACGAAGACAGGGGAGACGUGAGGAGGGUUGGUAG
Messenger RNA from Stereum hirsutum FP-91666 SS1, 750 nucleotides. RefSeq lists its product as uncharacterized. The coding region runs from base 1 to 750 and encodes 249 amino acids. The transcript has a single exon. NCBI's taxonomy places the organism in Eukaryota, Fungi, Basidiomycota, Agaricomycetes, Russulales, Stereaceae. The record is from RefSeq and is a predicted model, not a curated record.